AUGAGCGAUCCGCUCGACAAGAUCAUGGGGAACAUGGGCGGCGACUUGAAGCCAGCCUCAUCCACCAGCAGCUCAAGCUUCACAAGAAUCCCAAAAAGAGAUCGCACAUCGCCGGAGAAGGGAGAGCCAUCAUCAAAGCGCUCCGCUCCAUUCACAACUCCAUCCUCUACCACCAAAAUCGGACGUGACUCCUUUGCUGUGAUGGAUACAAUGGAGGUUCAGAUGAACAUGUUCCAAUUGGACAUCACAAAAAUGCCACCAGUCAUUCAACGCCUUCACGUUGAUACCUUGAUCAUCACCUCGAAAGGAAAAGAGAUCAAUUUGAAUCUGGGAACAGUGUCCACUGGUGGAGACGUAAACUCGCACAACCGCCGUUUGGCUCAACAUGAAAUAAUGCGAAAGUUCUUCGAGAAGAAGCGAUCUCUGUUCAGCAGCUCAAGCUACCACUCGCUGGCUUAUGACACUGCUGCGUGUCUUUACAUUCCGGAAGGACAGUAUCGCGGCGGUGAAUAUGAAGAAGUGUGCCUCUCACAGCAGGACUUUGCACCAGAAGAAUGGGAUAUUGUCUCGAAAAUUUCCCGCCGUAAGGAUGACUCCUUCAUCGUAAGAAUCAAGCCAGCUGGUGCCGUAUACACCCAAGGAGAUGAACUAUUUGAGCCCAGCAACAGAUACGAGUUGACAAGAAUUGUCGAGAUCGUAACCUCACAGAAAUUGAACACCACCGAUUUUUAUCAAUUCGGAAAUGCCACGUUCCCACUUCGAGCUCAUCCGAAUUCCGAACCAGAUGCCUCUUCGGAAAUUCGCUCAGGAUUCGCCAAAGUCGCUCGUCUCACUGAAGGUCGCGAAGGAAAACACGAGAUGUUGAUGACAGUCGACACUAAGCUUUCUCCAUUCUACAAACCAACUUCCGUGAUCAGAUGCGUUCUUACCAAGAUUCAAGAGUCUCGUGGAGGAGGCGGAGGAGGCGGUCGUGGAGGAUAUGGUGGCGGUAGAGGCGGCUACGGAGGACGCAACGACUCCAGAGAUUCGCGCGGAAGCUUCGGAGGUCGCAGUGACUCAAGAGAUCCUCGUGGAUACGGAGGAGGUUACGACAGAAGAUCCGACUCUCGAGACAGCCGUGGUGGCAGAGAUUCCUACGAUUCACGUCGCGGUGGCGGAGACAGCGAAGAUUUCAGCUCUCAUGAAAUCGAUGAAAUCGCCAGGGCUUGCAUGGAAAGUGACAAAUUCUUGUACUCGUUGGAAUCUGCACUCAAAGGAUUGUUUGCCGAAGCCAUUCAUCUCAAGGGCUCUGCCUGCACAAUUCGUAUCACUGGUAUUAAGCAAUGCACUGCUAACAACACCAAAUUCACCAAGAAAGACGAUAAGGGAGAGCGCGAGAUCUCUGUCUCUGACUAUUUCUACGAAGAGUAUAACAUCAAGCUCAAGUAUCCAAACCUUCCACUUAUUGUGUCAAAGAAGAUGAAGUACGAGUGCUUCUUCCCAAUGGAGGUCCUCCGUAUCAUUCCUGGACAACGUAUCAAGGUCAACAAGAUGAGCGCCACCGUCCAAUCAGCAAUGACUGGAAGAAACGCAACCAUGCCACGUCAGCACGUGGAUCUUGUUCAGAGAAUCCUCCAAGACUCCUUGAAGCUCGAAAGAAACAAAUACAUGGACGCCUUCGGAAUUGAAUUGAAAUCAACCAGACCAGUUCAAUUGAAAGCGAAAAUCUUGCCACCAGCGGAAAUUCGAUUCAAGAAUCUGACUUAUAUGCCAGAAAUUAAACGUCCAGGAUUCAAAAACCCAGGCAAGUUUGUGGAGCCAGCGCACAUCUAUAGAGUCGCUGUGGUUUCGUUUGACAACGCCAUCGAUAUGAGACAAGCUGAGGACUUCUGCGAUCGUCUCUUUGACUACUGUAGAGAUCAAGGAAUCAAAUGCGACCGCGAAUCGAAGGAUUGGUCGAUUCGUGAGUUGAGCUCCUCGGACAACGUUGGUAUCAAGGAAGCCAUGGAGAAUUGGAUGAAGAAAAAGGUUGACAUUUUCGUCGGAAUCGCUCGUGACAAGAAACCAGAUGUGCACGACAUCAUGAAGUACUACGAGGAGUCCGUUGGAAUGCAAACUAUCCAACUUUGCAAGCAGACAGUCGACAAGAUGAUGAAUCCACAAGGAGGUCGUCAGACAAUCGACAACGUCAUGCGCAAAUUCAACUUGAAAUGCGGUGGAACCAACUUCUAUGUUGAUAUUCCGAGCAAUAUUCGUGGAAGGAGUAUCUGUUCCAAUACCGAGACUUUGCACAAAAAGUUGCUUGAGAAGGUUCAAUUCAUCGGCUUUGAAAUUUCCCACGGAGCUGCUCGCACUCUCUACGACCGCUCUCGCAAUCAAAUGGACGGAGAACCAUCGAUCGUCGGUGUCUCUUAUUCGUUGAAGCAGUCUACUCAACUCGGAGGUUUCAGUUAUAUGCAAACCCAAAGAGAAUACAAGAUCCAGAAGCUCGACGACGCUUUCCCAAAAUGCGUCAAGGCAUACGCUGAAGACGCGAAGACGCUUCCAACUCGCAUCGUCAUCUAUCGUGUCGGUGCUGGCGAGGGAGAUUUCAAGAGAAUCAAGGAAGAAAUCCAGGAGAUUCGUGGCACUUUUGAGAAGAUCGAGAAAGGAUACAACCCAGCUCUCGUUUUCAUUGUCGCUCAGAAAGGCUCUCAUACUCGUAUCUUCCCAUCGAGAAUCGAUGGAAACAAGGCUUUCGAGCAGAAUGUCCCAUCCGGAACUUGCAUCGACAACGUCGUCACCUCGUUCGGCUACGAUGAGUUCAUUCUCAGCUCACAGACUCCAUUGAUUGGAACAGUUCGUCCAUGCAAGUACACCAUCAUAGCUAACGAUCCAGCCUGGUCCAAGAACGAAUUGAUCCAUCUCACCUAUUUCCGUGCUUUCGGUCAUCAAGUCAGCUACCAACCACCAUCGGUUCCAGACGUUCUCUACGCAGCCGAGAAUCUCGCCAAGCGUGGAAAGAACAACUACAGAGUUCAUCAGCGCUACGUCAGCAUGCAGGCCAUCGAGCGUCGCAUAAUCUCGGAGAACGCCGACUUCGUCAACGAGAACAUGCAAGAGCAAUUGGCAUCUGCGAUCAUCGACGAAAUGAGCGACGCCAUGAACGGAAUGACCAUUCCAAAGAGAAACUUCUGGGCUUAA
Molecule: messenger RNA, 3162 nt
Organism: Caenorhabditis briggsae
Lineage: Eukaryota; Metazoa; Nematoda; Chromadorea; Rhabditida; Rhabditidae
Exons: 6
Coding region: 1-3162 (1053 amino acids)
Molecular function (GO): protein binding; RNA binding
Source: RefSeq, a predicted model, not a curated record